GCACCUCUUGCUUGGUACCACCACUGACCAAAGUGAACUUUGCAUCCCGGCCGCGCCACUCGUUAGCCAACGCACAUACACAUUUACAGGCAACCAAUCCUUCCGAACAUCAGAGCGGUCAGAUUGACCAGAGCCCAAUCAUGUAUAGUGCUAAUUCGCUCAGGAGCCAGCUUUCGUUCUGCCGAAUCAACCACUUUUUGCGAAGCCCUGUAUCAAUUCGUCCAUGCACGAUCAAUAGCCGUGUUUUCUGCAGGACGUUUGCGCAAGCAGCAGAAUCGUCCGCGAAGCCUCCCAAACCAAAAGCGUCUACACCCCUCCGUCGAGCUGCUGCAGCCUCUCUGCCCAUUCGUGCAAAUCCGACCCCUACCAGGAGUACGAUCCAGCCGGUAUUCACACUUGCAACAGCCGAGAAAUACCUUCUUUCUCGCCUUCCAGGACAUAUACCGCAGACUUCGCAAAUACUUCAUGAAGCACUUUGGGUGCCGAAAUGGAAUGCUGGAGACACAGAAGGAGAAAUAUUCGUAUUCGCGAACGGGACUAUCGUUUGUUGGGGUUUGGGCGAGGACGCAGCUGAAAAGUUCGCGUCAGAGGUGAUAUCUAACGCGAAGGCAGAAAUUGCUCCAUUGGCGGAAACUGAGACCGAAGACUUGGAAUUUGUGACUGACCCUACCGAAAAGACUCGAUUACAGGGUGAUUUGAUCAUCUUGGGUCAAACACCACCUCCCGAGUCCGCGGAAGCCGUUCCUGCCAACCUCCCUCCUUCGGUGCUGCCUCACGAGACACUGCUCGCACGAUAUGCAUUCUCGCAAGCCCUGUCUCGAUCAACAGCACUUUCUGCAUUCGAAACGUCGUUGGACAAGUACUUGUACUCUAUGGCUGGACUCCCAGAAUCUUUGAUUCAGACAGGCAAACCGGGACUCGGACGCGUAACUCUUGUAAAGAAGCUCGGAGAGCUGCUGAAAUUCCGUCAAGGCCUCAACCUCAACCGCGAAAACUUCUCGGACACACCUGAUUUCUACUGGGCCGAGCCUGUACUCGAGAGUUACUUCAACUCUUUAAGUAAUGCUCUGGAAAUGCGUGCACGAACUAGGUCUGUGAACGACAAAAUUACUUAUGCUGCGGAAGUUCAGUCCGUCCUGCGUCAGCUAUUGACGGAAACGUCGGCACAUCGCAUGGAGCUCAUUAUUAUAAUCCUUAUUGCUGUAGAAGUCGUAAUCUGCCUUAUCCGUGAUGGUCCGGAGUUAUGGGAGAUGGCGUUCGGCAAGGCAGAACAUAAGAAAGUAGAUGCGAAAGAAACACUUCUUUCAUAGACAACAUACUCUAAGGGCUUUCAAUGCUCUACUCAUUGCUCUCAUCUAAUCUGAUCAUACAUUACAUCCUAUAUGUACAUAUAUACAUAUCUCCACUCACAUUGGUGCUACUCACCAUCUCACCUCAUGAUUCACUUCUACUACUGUGAAAUGCC
Molecule: messenger RNA, 1465 nt
Organism: Somion occarium
Lineage: Eukaryota; Fungi; Basidiomycota; Agaricomycetes; Polyporales; Cerrenaceae
Source: the annotation of a GenBank genome assembly